UGAAGAAAGCAAGACCGUUUCUUAAGGGUUUGGCGAUUACAAUGCAAAUACAGCAGUGAGCGCCUUGUGGGCUUCUUUCGAGGAUUCUCACUGGAGUCACAAACAAAAUUUUUGCUUGUAGGAGAAAAACAGAAGCGGACCGUUUGUGGAUGUGGAACUGUUGCACCUUACGUACAGAGAUGGCCCACUGAUACCUGAAGUGAAGCAGAACAUAAAGGACUCCUCUGGAGAGUAUCACCCCCCCCCCUUCUGCAUCUGACGGAAGAUCUCUAAUCAUGAUGUCCACAUGGCUGCCGCUCGUGUUCCUCGUGCUGCGCGCCGGCUGCGGAGGAUCCUUCCCCACGGCUCCGACCGAGACGCCGCCGGAGACUGGAGCCUUCAGAGUGACCGACACCAGCCUGACGCACCUUACCGUGCACCGCAAGACGGGCGACGUUUACGUGGGCGCCGUCAACCGCGUCUACAAGCUCUCGGCCAACCUGACGGAGCUGCGCUCGCACAUGACCGGCCCCGUGGAGGACAACUCCAAGUGCUACCCGCCACCCAGCGUGCGAGCCUGCGCCCACAGGCUGGAGCCCACAGACAACGUCAAUAAGCUACUGCUGGUGGAUUAUGCCGGGCACCGGCUGGUGGCCUGCGGGAGCAUCUGGCAGGGCGUGUGCCAGUUCCUUCGCCUGGAAGACCUCUUUAAGCUCGGGGAGCCCCAUCACCGCAAGGAGCACUACCUGUCCGGGGCCAAGGAGGCCGACGGCAUGGCGGGGGUGGUGGUCGGUGAAGAAGAUGCCACAGCCGGGGACGGGAAGAAGAAGAAGAAAAGAGGCAGCCGCCUCUUCAUCGGUGCUGCCAUCGACGGGAAGUCCGAGUACUUUCCCACCCUGUCCAGCCGCAAGCUGGUGGAGGAUGAGGAGAACGUCAGCAUGUUCAGCUUGGUCUACCAGGAUGAGUUUGUGUCUUCGCAGAUCAAAAUCCCGUCGGACACCCUCUCUCUGUACCCGGCGUUCGACAUUUACUACGUUUACGGCUUCUCCAGCCGCACCUACAUCUACUUCCUGACGUUGCAGCUGGACACGCAGCUCACGCAGAUGGACGCCACCGGCGAGAAGUUCUUCACGUCCAAGAUAGUGCGCAUGUGCUCCAACGACACCGAGUUCUACUCCUACGUGGAAUUCCCCCUGGGCUGCACCAAGGAUGGGGUGGAGUACCGCCUGGUCCAGGCCGCCUACAAGCAUCGGCCGGGCCGGAUGCUGGCCCGGGCCCUCGGCCUGUCGGAAGACGAGGACGUUUUGUUCGUGGUCUUCUCCCAGGGCCAGAAGAACCGGGCUAAUCCACCCCGUGAGACCGUGCUAUGCCUCUUCACCCUGCGUCAGGUCAACUCGGCCAUGCGAGAGAGGAUCAAGUCCUGCUACCGCGGUGAAGGCAGACUGUCCCUGCCUUGGCUGCUCAACAAGGAGCUGCCCUGCAUCACCACGCCCAAGCAGAUUGGCGACGAUUUCUGUGGCCUUGUGCUGAACCAGCCACUAGGGGGCCUGGAUGCGAUCGAGGGGACGCCCCUGUUCGACGAGCGUGUCGACGGCAUGGCCUCGGUGGCCGCCUACACCUAUGGGGAACACACGGUGGUGUUCUUGGGCACUCGCAGUGGUCAUCUCAAGAAGAUCCGAGUGGAUGGCAUUCCUCCUCCAUCCCAGAAUGCUCUGCUGUACGAGACAGUCUCGGUGGUGGAGGGAAGUCCCAUACUGCGGGAUAUGGUCUUCAGUCCAGACUAUCAGUACAUCUACCUUCUGAGUGAAAAGCAGGUGAGCCGGGUGCCAGUGGAAAGCUGUGGGCAGUACCAUAGCUGCCGGGCCUGCCUUGGCUCUGGGGAUCCCCACUGCGGCUGGUGUGUCCUCCACAACAAGUGCUCCAGACAGGAAGCAUGCGAGAAGUGGUCUGAGCCAAAGCGCUUUAAUGUUGAGCUGGACCAGUGUGUUGACAUUGAGGUCGUACCCAGCAAUAUGUCUGUGACCUCUGCCUCAGUCCAGCUCACCGUGAAGGUGCGCAAUGUGCCCAGUCUCUCUCAGGGGGUCACCUGCGUUUUCGAGGGGCUGGCAGAGAGCCCGGGAGAGGUACUGGACAAAGGUCACGUCCUCUGCGUGUCUCCCUCGCUGCGGGACGUCCCAUCCGUCACUCUGGGUCACGGGGACAAACGCGUGGUCAAAUUGUCCCUCAGGUCCACGGAAACUGGACACAAAUUCAUCACCACGGAUUUCAUCUUUUACAACUGCAGCGUUCUCCAGUCGUGCCUGUCCUGUGUGAAGAGCCCUUUCCCUUGUAACUGGUGUAAAUACCGGCACAUCUGCACCAACAACCUGGCCGACUGCUCCUUCCACGAGGGACGCGUGAGCAACAUUGAGGGCUGCCCACAGAUCUUGCCCAUCAAUGACAUCCUGGUACCCGCUGGCGUGAUUCGCCCGAUCACGCUGCGCGCCCGCAACCUGCCUCAGCCUCAGUCGGGCCAGAAGAAUUACGAGUGCGUCUUCAACAUCCAAGGCAAGGCGCAGCGCAUCCCGGCCGUGCGCUUCAACAGCUCCUGCAUCCAGUGCCAGAACACCUCGUACUGGUACGAUGGCGAUGACGUUGGUGACCUGGCUGUGGAUUUCUCCAUUGUUUGGGAUGGGGACUUCUUUAUCGACAAGCCGGCUACGAUGAAAGCCCUGCUGUACAAAUGCGAGGCUCAGCGGGAGAGCUGCGGCCUGUGUCUGAGGGCAGACAGCGCCUUUGACUGCGGCUGGUGCCUUGCUGACAAGAAGUGCCUCUUGCGGCAGCACUGCCACACCCCCGAGCUAAACUGGAUGCACCAGAACCGUCGCAGCGUGCGCUGCAGCCACCCCCGCAUAACCAAGAUAUGGCCACUCGCUGGACCCAAAGAGGGCGGCACGCGGGUAACCAUAGAGGGAGUGAACCUCGGCCUGCAGGUACGGGAGAUCACCCACGUGCGUGUCGCUGGCGUCCACUGCAUCCCCGUCCCGUCCGAGUACAUCAGCGCCGAGAGGAUUGUAUGUGACAUGGAUGAGUCACUGCUCUCCAACCCCCCCGGAGGCCCGGUGGAGCUCUGCAUUGGUGACUGCUCUGUAGAGUACCGCACACAGUCCACGCAGACUUACUCCUUUGUGCUUCCCAGCUUCGAUCGCAUCCACCCAAAGAAGGGGCCUAUGUCUGGAGGCACCAGGCUCACCAUCUUCGGAAAGCACCUGGACGGCGGCAGUGCGGUGACGGUGUUCCUCGGCCAGGGGGAGUGCCUCUUUGUCAGGAGAAACAUGAAGGACAUUGUGUGUGUGACCCCUCCGUCCACAAGUGGAUCCACUUCCUCGCCCAUCAGGCUGUUCAUCGACAAGGCAGAGAUAACCAGCACUAACACAAUCUACUUCUACACCGAGGACCCCACUGUGGGUGGCAUCGAACCCACCUGGAGCAUUGUCAAUGGGAGCACGACCAUCACCGUAAUGGGCAACAACCUCCUUACCAUUCAGGAACCCAAAGUCCGGGCUAAAUAUGGAGGUGUGGAGACUACCAACGUGUGCACCGUCAUGAACGAUUCCACAAUGACCUGUCUGGCUCCCGGCAUCGUCUACACCAAGCGGCAGGUCCCAGAGUCUGGCCUGCACCCAGAUGAGUUCGGCUUCAUCCUGGACCAUGUAACCGCCUUACUCAUCCUGAAUGGAACUCCCUUCACCUACUAUCCCAAUCCCACCUUUGAUCCUCUGGGCAGCUCUGGGAUCCUGGAGGUGAAGCCAGGGUCACCUAUCAUUCUUAAAGGGAAAAACCUGAUACCCCCUGCUCCGGGGAACGCCCGACUGAAUUACAGCGUGCUGAUUGGAGAAACCCCGUGCCUGUUAACGGUCUCAGAAUCCCAGCUGCUCUGUGAUUCGCCAGAACUCACAGGGGAGCAGCGAGUGCUGGUACGUCUGACGUCCCCCGCUAAUGUGGAGAAGGCCCUGCGUCUCUUCAGCCAGCUGCUGCACAACAAGAUGUUUCUCCUGACCUUCAUCCACACACUCGAGGUGCAGCGCUCCUUUUCCAUGCGUGACCGAGGCAACGUGGCCUCCCUCCUGAUGGCGGCGCUACAGGAGCGCAUGGAGUACGCCACCGUGGUGCUGAAGCAGCUGCUAGCCGACCUCAUCGAGAAGAACCUAGAGAACCGCAACCACCCCAAACUGCUGCUCAGGAGGACCGAGUCUGUGGCUGAGAAGAUGCUCACUAACUGGUUUACCUUUCUGCUCCACCGCUUCCUGAAGGAGUGUGCUGGAGAGCCCCUCUUCAUGCUGUACUGUGCCAUCAAGCAGCAGAUGGAGAAAGGCCCCAUCGAUGCCAUCACAGGCGAGGCCCGUUACUCCCUGAGCGAGGACAAGCUCAUCCGCCAGCAGAUCGACUACAAGCAGCUGACCCUGAUGUGCAUACCCCCUGAGGGUGAGGCGGGCACUGAGAUCCCAGUGAAGGUGCUGAACUGCGACACAGUGACCCAGGUGAAGGACAAGCUGCUGGACGCCGUGUAUAAAGGCAUCCCAUACUCACAGCGGCCCCAGGCCGAGGACAUGGACCUGGAGUGGAGACAGGGGCGACUUACCCGAAUCAUUCUCCAAGAUGAGGAUAUCACUACCAAAAUCGAAAGUGACUGGAAACGACUCAACACUCUGGCCCAUUACCAGGUGACUGAGGGCUCCCUGGUGGCCCUGGUUCAGAAGCAGGUCUCAGCCUACAACAUUGCCAACUCCUUCACCUUCACACGCUCCCUCAGCAGAUACGAGAGUCUCCUGAGGACAUCCAGUAGCCCGGACAGCCUACGUUCCAGAGCCCCCAUGAUCACCCCCGACCAGGAGACGGGCACCAAACUGUGGCACCUUGUCAAGAACCACGAGCAUGCAGACCAGCGUGAAGGCGACCGUGGCAGCAAGAUGGUGUCCGAGAUCUACCUGACCCGCCUCCUGGCCACCAAGGGCACGCUGCAGAAGUUCGUGGAUGACCUGUUUGAGACUGUGUUCAGCACCGCCCAUCGUGGCAGUGCCCUCCCCCUCGCCAUCAAGUACAUGUUCGACUUCCUGGACGAGCAGGCUGACCGGCGACAGAUCAGUGACCCCGAUGUGCGACACACCUGGAAGAGCAAUUGCCUGCCUCUGCGUUUCUGGGUAAACGUCAUCAAGAACCCCCAGUUCGUGUUCGACAUCCACAAGAACAGCAUCACGGACGCCUGCCUGUCGGUGGUGGCUCAGACCUUCAUGGAUUCGUGCUCCACCUCCGAGCACCGGCUGGGCAAAGACUCGCCCUCCAACAAGCUGCUCUACGCCAAGGACAUCCCCAACUACAAGAGCUGGGUAGAGCGGUACUACCGAGACAUCGGUAAGAUGCCCAGCAUCAGUGACCAGGAUAUGGACGCCUAUCUGGUGGAGCAGUCCCGCUUACACGCCAACGAGUUCAACACACUCAGCGCCCUCAGCGAGCUCUACUUCUACAUCAACAAGUACAAAGAGGAGAUUCUGACAGCACUAGACCGUGACGGAUACUGCCGCAAACACAAACUGAGGCACAAACUGGAACAAGCCAUCAACCUGAUGUCGGGCAGCAGCUGAGUCAGUGGCACGGAACAGGGUGUGAGGGAGAGGGGUGCGG
Paramormyrops kingsleyae is the source of this 5640-nucleotide messenger RNA. Lineage: Eukaryota; Metazoa; Chordata; Actinopteri; Osteoglossiformes; Mormyridae. The record is from RefSeq and is a predicted model, not a curated record.